GCAAACCUGGGCCGGAGCCCCGGGGCUCCUCAGUGCCCGCCGCGUGGUCCCCUUCCAGGGUAGCUGCUCCCGGCGCUGAGCGUUCCAGCGGCGCGACCAACCUGCUGGCGCUCUGCGCUUGCAUCCACGCCUCUCCGCGCCGCCGGCGGCUCGGCUAAUGCCGGUAGUCUUUCGGGUAGCUAGGACCCUCCAGUCUUUCCUCGGCGCUGAGAGCUUGGCCGCAGAAACUGGCACCCCGGGGUGGGCUGGAUCUGGAGAAGAUCGGCUCCUAGGAGUGGCGGGACCCGCACUUCUCACCCGGCCACCGGCCUCCAGACGGCCCUAAGACCCGCAGGGCGUUCCGGGGCUGGCAGCGGCGACCCGGGGCGCGGCGGGCGGCCGGCUGCACCUGGCGGCGGAGAGGGCGGGUCGGACGCGCCUCAGCGGCCAAGGGCGCCCGCCCCUGCCCCGCCCUCCGGGACGUCCCGUCUGACAACCCGCGAGCGGCACGGCGGCGUGGCUGCGGCUCUACCUCGGCGCGACAGGAGAAAUAAAAGCAGCAAAGACAAACCCCACUGCAGGGAACCACAAGGCAGUGCCAGAUGAGGGAGUUGGAGUGACCUGGGUAAUUCUGAGCAAAUCAGUCAGAGAAGCCUUCCUGGAGGAGCCUGAGGCCCCAAGGUGUGGUCACCACAGCAUAUCGAGCCGUUUCCAGGGCUGGGCCCAGCACUCAGAGCUGACGCAGUUGGGGUCCCCGCUGGUUCCGGAGAAUGAGGCUCCUCCGCAGACGCCACAUGCCCCUGCGCCUGGCCAUGGUGGGCAGUGCCUUUGUGCUCUUCCUCUUCAUCUUGCAAAGGGACAUGAGCAGCAGUGAGCGGGCCACGGAGAAACCAUGGCUGAAGUCCCUGGUGAGCCAGAAGGAUCACGUCCUGGACCUCAUGCUGGAGGCCGUGAACAACCUUAGGGAUUCAAUGCCCAAGCUCCAGAUCAGGGCUCCAGAACCCCAGAAGACUGUGGUCUCCACAAACCAGUCUUGCCUCCCUGGGUUCUAUACCCCAGCCGAGCUGAAACCGUUCUGGGAACGACCACCACAAGACCCCAACGGCCCCGGGGCGGAUGGGAAACCAUUUCAGAAGAGCGAGUGGACCCCCCUGGAGACCCAGGAAAAGGAGAAGGGCUACAAGAAGCACUGUUUCAAUGCCUUUGCCAGUGACCGCAUCUCCCUGCAGAGGGCACUGGGCCCAGACACCCGACCCCCUGAGUGUGUUGACCAGAAGUUCCAGCGCUGCCCCCCACUGCCCGUCACCAGCGUCAUCAUUGUGUUCCACAAUGAGGCCUGGUCCACACUGAUGCGAACGGUGUACAGCGUCCUACAUACCACCCCUGCCAUCUUGCUGAAGGAGAUCAUACUGGUGGAUGAUGCCAGCACUGAGGAGUACUUAAAGGAGCCGCUGGAUCAGUACGUGAAGCAGCUGCAGAUCGUGAGGGUGGUGCGGCAGGAGGAACGGAAGGGGUUAAUCACUGCCCGGCUGCUGGGGGCCAGCGUGGCUCAGGGAGAAGUGCUCACAUUCCUGGAUGCCCACUGCGAGUGCUUCCACAGCUGGCUGGAGCCCCUCCUGGCUCGCAUCCUCGAGGAUGAGAUGGCAGUGGUGAGCCCGGACAUCGUCACCAUCGACUUGAACACAUUCGCGUUCUCCAAACCCGUCCAGAGGGGCAGAGUCCACAGCCGCGGCAACUUUGACUGGAGCCUGAACUUUGGCUGGGAGACUCUACCUCAGCAUGAGAAGCAGAGGCGCAAGGAUGAGACUUACCCCAUCAAAUCCCCGACGUUUGCUGGUGGCCUCUUCUCCAUCUCCAAGUCCUACUUUGAACUCAUCGGUACCUAUGAUAAUCAGAUGGAGAUCUGGGGAGGGGAGAACGUGGAAAUGUCCUUCCGGGUGUGGCAGUGUGGGGGCCAGCUGGAGAUCAUCCCCUGCUCUGUGGUAGGCCACGUGUUCCGGAACAAAAGCCCCCACACUUUCCCCAAGGGCACCGAUGUCAUUUAUCGCAACCAAGUGCGCCUAGCUGAGGUCUGGAUGGAUGACUACAAGGAGAUUUUCUACCGGAGAAAUAUGCAGGCAGGAAGGAUAGUCCGACAGAAAUCCUUUGGCGACAUUUCCGAGCGAUUACAGCUAAAGGAAAAACUACACUGUCGCAACUUUUCGUGGUACCUGCAUAACGUUUACCCGGAGAUGUUUGUCCCUGACCUGAAGCCCACCUUCUAUGGAGCCAUCAAGAACCUCAGGAUCAAUAAAUGCCUGGAUGUGGGUGAGAACAACCAAGGAGGGAAGCCCCUCAUCAUGUACUCCUGCCACGGCCUCGGUGGCAACCAGUACUUUGAGUACACAACCCAGAGGGACCUUCGCCACAACAUUGCAAAGGAACUGUGUCUACAUGCCAACGCUAGUACUGUGGGCCUUAGGAGCUGUCACUUCACUGGCAAAAAUAGCCAUGUCCCCAAGGACGAGGAAUGGGAAUUGACCCAGGAGUGGCUCAUCAGGAACUCAGGAUCUGGUACCUGUCUGAUGUCCCAGUUCAAGCAACCAGCCAUGGCCCCCUGCAAUCCCAGUGACCCCAGCCAGCACUGGCUCUUCGUCUAGGCUCCGGACCAUCUCAGUGGGAACCUCCACAAGCCUCUCAGGGAACAGGAUGGCUGGUGUCUGGGAACCUGAUCCUCAGCUCCUCUGUAGGCCUUAAAGAUGGAUUUCUAAACCCAAUGAAUGUUGAGAUGGGAACUUCCUACUCCUUGCACGAUAUUGGGCCCAUUUUCUUUUCUCUACACCGGUGGAAGAGACCUAGGGCUUUCCUUCUGUCCCAGAAACAGAGGCAUCCGAAGCAGAGAAGGCAGCUGGGAGACAGCCCAGGGCAGCAGUGCUGAACUCAAGAAAAAUACCUCUAAAAAAAAAAAAAAAGAAAAAGAAAGAAAGAAAAGUACCUGCACAGUCAUGUCCCUAAC
This is a messenger RNA of Choloepus didactylus (southern two-toed sloth), 2974 nucleotides long. RefSeq names its product polypeptide N-acetylgalactosaminyltransferase 6 (gene GALNT6). The record is from RefSeq and is a predicted model, not a curated record. The transcript has 12 exons. Gene Ontology annotation, cellular component: Golgi apparatus. Lineage: Eukaryota; Metazoa; Chordata; Mammalia; Pilosa; Megalonychidae. The coding region runs from base 750 to 2618 and encodes 622 amino acids.